Messenger RNA from Postia placenta MAD-698-R-SB12, 699 nucleotides. RefSeq lists its product as hypothetical. Bases 1 to 699 code for a protein of 232 amino acids. The record is from RefSeq and is a predicted model, not a curated record. The transcript is spliced from 6 exons. NCBI's taxonomy places the organism in Eukaryota, Fungi, Basidiomycota, Agaricomycetes, Polyporales, Adustoporiaceae.
AUGCACGUCGCUGUGCAGGCUGCGCUUCUUACCGGCUCGCCGCCUUACGAAGGAGCCGUUACCGCUGGCCUUGCGACGUUCGAAGUCUGUUUGCAAAUGGACUGUGCCGUGUCGAGCAGUCUGGCCCGUGAAUGGUCGCAACAGUCCCCCCUUUCGGUGCCUGGGCGUCUACACAUCUAUAACCAGAAAUACUGUGUGGCAGAUUUGGUCACUACCUCGCAACCUAAGAGAAUGCCAACAAUCUCUCACAUACUAGACGCAGUGAAGAAGACGCAAUGGGAGAUGAUCCUCGAACAGCCUCGGCCGCCGAACGAGCAGGGAUCCGGGGACGGCACACGUAGAAUCGAAGUAUCGGCAGCCCCUGAGGUGACACCACCAAGGGUCCAUUUCUUCAUUGCAGAGAAAGACAAUAGCUGGAAUACGACACAGCUGUCACUUGUAGAGGGGCUACACACAGCAAAGCGACGGUCCCGCGGCCUCGAAGGUCUCAGAUAUAAGUUCUGUGGGCAGAAGGGUCCAGUAGCGACUCAUCCACCUCGAGAACCGCUACCCUUCGAGAUUUCGCAUUUCUUGCACUCUCCCGAGCCAAUGGACGCCUUCACCAUUGCUGCACCUGUUCCCUUGGAGGAGACCGAGCAGAUCCCUGCCGACUACGAUACCGGCAACGGGACGACGAACUAUUCUUGCACCAUCGCUUGA